Messenger RNA from Ogataea philodendri, 1155 nucleotides. RefSeq lists its product as uncharacterized. Bases 1 to 1155 code for a protein of 384 amino acids. Gene Ontology annotation, cellular component: cytoplasm. The record is from RefSeq and is a predicted model, not a curated record. Gene Ontology annotation, molecular function: GTP binding; ATP hydrolysis activity; ATP binding. The transcript has a single exon. NCBI's taxonomy places the organism in Eukaryota, Fungi, Ascomycota, Pichiomycetes, Pichiales, Pichiaceae.
AUGUCUUCGAAAACGCUGGUGAAGCCGAUUCUGGGCCGCGCAGGCAACCACCUGGCCAGCGGGAUCGUGGGGCUUGCCAACGUGGGCAAGUCGACGUUUUUCCAGGCCAUCACAAAGAGCAAAAUGGGCAACCCGGCCAAUUACCCGUUUGCGACCAUAAAGCCGGAGGAGGCUGUCGUGACGGUCCAAUCGAGCACUCUGGACAAACUGGCCGCUCUGUACGGGUCUCAGAAGAUCAUCCCCUCGGUGCUUAACAUCUGGGACAUUGCCGGAUUAAUCAAAGGCGCAUCUGAAAAUAAAGGAUUAGGUAACGCUUUUCUGUCGGAUAUUAGGGCGGUGGACGGGAUCUUCCAAGUGGUGCGCGGGUUUAAAGAUGAUGAUAUCACCCACAUUGAAGGAAACGUCGACCCAACUAGAGACCUGACCAUUGUUCAGGACGAGCUGCUACUCAAAGAUAUGGAAUUUAUCGAAAACUCCCUGGAUCGUAUAGCCAAGAACCUGAAAAAUAAACGCAUCCGACCUGCAGGUGAAGUUGCCAAACUGGAGGUGCAGCAAAAAACGCUGGCUGUUGCCUACGAUCAUCUGCUUGAAGGAAGACGUAUACUUGACAAACCGGAUUGGACAGAAGAGGAGAUAGAGGCGUUAAAUGAGCAUUCAUUACUGACUGCCAAACCGGCCAUUUUCCUGCUCAACGUGAGCAAACAGGACUAUUUAUCUGGGGAAAACGAAUUUCUCUCCAGCGUCCAGUGCUGGGUAGACGAAAAUGCCCCUGGUUCUGCUGUGAUGAUGUUUUCUGCCGACUACGAGUCCCAAAUUGUGGAGUCUGGAGAAAACUCUGCCAUUCCAAAGAUUGUCAAUGCGAUGCGAGACGCACUUAAGUUGAUUAGUUUCUACACUUGCGGCCCCAUCGAGGCAAGACAAUGGACAAUAAGACAGGGAACCCUGUGUCCCCAGGCGUCCGGGGUAAUCCAUUCUGAUUUCGAACGCACCUUCAUCAACGCCGAGGUUAUCAAGUUCCGUGACAUAGCCAACAUGCAACCACCCUUAAACGAAAAAAGCCUGAGGUCUUUGGGCAAAAUCGCGCGUGUUGGCAAGACCUACGUUGUUGAGGACGGCGACCUCAUGCGCAUCAACGCGGCCGCCGCCAAACGCUGA